Molecule: messenger RNA, 522 nt
Organism: Drosophila innubila
Lineage: Eukaryota; Metazoa; Arthropoda; Insecta; Diptera; Drosophilidae
Gene: Acbp1
Product: acyl-CoA-binding protein homolog
Exons: 3
Coding region: 88-360 (90 amino acids)
Biological process (GO): fatty acid metabolic process
Molecular function (GO): fatty-acyl-CoA binding
Source: RefSeq, a predicted model, not a curated record
UUCUGCCAGGUGGCAGCGUCUUAUAAAUAACGCAGAAGAAAAACGUUUUUUAGGAGCCGAUAAACUUUGUUGACUUUCAUUUUAAUCAUGUCUGAAUUACAGGAAUUCGAUCAAGCCGCUGAGGAUGUCAAGAACUUGAACAGCACGCCGGCUGACAAUGAUUUGUUGGAGCUCUACAGUCUCUACAAGCAGGCCAAAGUGGGAGAUUGCAAUACAGACAAGCCCGGCUUUCUGGACUUCAAGGGCAAAGCCAAGUGGGAGGCGUGGAACAAAAUAAAGGGCAUGAGCAAUGCCGACGCCCAGUCUGCUUACAUUGCCAAGGUGAAAUCUCUGAUUGCCGCUGUGGGUCUAAAGUCCUAAACAGUGAGAUUGAGAUAUAUGCUCUUAAAGAUUUAUUACAGAUUACAAAAAUUUCGAAGUGACAUUCAAUUUUCAUACGUAAUACGCACAAAAUAUCACAACAUUGAAAACAUCUGCACAAAAUACACGAAUUGAAAAAAAUAAAUAAAAUUUCGAAUGCAA